Capsicum annuum is the source of this 2562-nucleotide messenger RNA. RefSeq names its product cytochrome P450 711A1. NCBI's taxonomy places the organism in Eukaryota, Viridiplantae, Streptophyta, Magnoliopsida, Solanales, Solanaceae. Bases 650 to 2248 code for a protein of 532 amino acids. Gene Ontology annotation, molecular function: monooxygenase activity; iron ion binding; oxidoreductase activity, acting on paired donors, with incorporation or reduction of molecular oxygen. The record is from RefSeq and is a predicted model, not a curated record. The transcript is spliced from 5 exons.
UGACGUGCAAUUCAGGACAAAUAAACUCUUUAACCGCUAAAUUUCCUAUGGUCAGUCUCACUAGCCUAUGGUUCUGCUAGUUGGAGCAAAGCAGCUUAAGUGCCAAAAACUAGUGCUCUUAAUUAAAAAGACGCAGACAAAACCUAGUGGAGUAGUUGAGGACGGUUAACCUAAUUCUUUACCAAAUUGGCUCAAAAAAGGACAAAGAGAAUAUAAAAGCACCACGCCAAACAUUGUGGUUGGAGAAUCUCUUCUACCUCUGCUCUUAUCGGGAUAAGAACAGAUUUAUUCUGCUAUAUCAAUUCAAAUGGAAGUUUGGCAUUUUCUACUAGCUUCAGUAAGCAUUAGUCACUGUUUCUAUACUUUUCCUUCCUUUUACCCGCCAAGUGAAAUCUGCAACAUCAAAAUAUAAGAACUUGCAAGUGAAAAAGAGAAAAAAAGGAACCAAAAGUAUAGAGGACCCACCAUUUCAUCAUAGCUAUCAUUAUGAACAAAAACCCACAACUCAUGAAAUGAUUUGAUCAUAGAUCAAAAUAUUAGGCCGGCUAUAUAAUUUCAAGAUUCUCCUGGAUUUAUAUGUAUAGAAUAUUUGUGCAUAUAUAGUCGAACGUCCGUUUGAUAAACAUCUCCACAUCUAGGAAACAAAAAGAUGUUUCCAAGCACAGCAAUUCAACAAUCAAUAUUAAACUGCGGAGAAGUAGUAAUAAGGUCAUCCAUAGCCUCAACCAUAUGCACUGUAUUAGCCGUACUAGCUGGUGUUUUGGUCUACUUCUAUGGACCUUAUUGGCGUGUGAGAAAGGUACCUGGUCCUCCUGCUUUUCCCCUUGUAGGACACCUCCCUUUGAUGGCUAAGUAUGGCCCAGAUGUCUUCUCUGUCCUGGCCAAACAAUACGGUCCUAUCUUCAGAUUUCACAUGGGCAGGCAGCCACUAGUUAUUGUAGCAGAUGCAGAGCUAUGCAGAGAAGUUGGGAUAAAGAAAUUCAAGGACAUAUCAAAUAGAAGCAUUCCAUCUCCCAUUGCCGCAUCCCCUCUUCAUCAGAAAGGCCUAUUUUUUACUAGGGACUCAAGAUGGUCAACAAUGAGAAACACUAUUCUAUCAGUUUACCAGCCAUCUUACCUGGCUAAGUUGGUGCCAAUCAUGCAAUCGUUUAUCGAGUCUGCAACUAAAAAUCUUGAUCUUGAGGGAGAUUUCACAUUCUCUGAUCUCUCCCUCAAGUUAGCAACAGAUGUAAUUGGACAAGCUGCUUUUGGUGUGGAUUUUGGACUCUCCAAAUCAAUAUCAGACAAAAUGGACCAUCAUCAAAAUGAUAGUGAAGUCCAGGAAUUCAUCAAACAGCACAUUUACUCCACAACACAACUCAAAAUGGACUUAUCAGGUUCUGUUUCGAUCAUACUGGGUUUACUUGUUCCGAUUCUUCAAGAGCCAUUUCGACAAGUGCUCAAAAGAAUCCCGGGCACUAUGGACUGGAAAGUCGAAAGAACAAACAAGAAUUUGAGCAGGAGGCUGGAUGAGAUAGUGGAAAAGAGAAUGGAGGAAAAAGAUCGUGGCUCGAAAGACUUCUUGUCACUUAUACUGCAGGCAAGGGAGUCAGAGAAGUUAGCUAAGAAUGUUUUCACCUCAGAUUAUAUCAGUGCUGUAACUUAUGAGCACUUGCUGGCGGGUUCUGCAACAACAUCCUUUACUUUGUCUUCUAUCAUCUAUCUGGUUGCUUGCCAUCCAGAGGUUGAGCAGAAGUUGCUUGCUGAGAUAGAUGCUUUUGGCCCUGAUGAUCACAUACCCACUGCAAAUGAUCUUCAGCAGAAAUUCCAGUACCUUGAUCAGGUAAUCAAAGAAGCAAUGAGGUGUUACAUUGUCUCGCCCUUAGUUGCCAGAGAAGCAUCAGCUGAGGUGGAGAUUGGAGGCUAUAAACUUCCUAAGGGAACAUGGAUUUGGUUGGCUCUUGGAGUUCUUGCUAAGGACCCUAAGAACUUCCCUGUACCAGAGAAAUUUAAACCACAGAGGUUUGAUCCAAACUGUGCAGAGGAAAAACAAAGGCAUCCUUAUGCAAAUAUUCCAUUUGGAGUAGGGCCACGAGCGUGCAUAGGACAGAAGUUCUCCAUACAGGAAAUCAAAUUGUCACUGAUUCAUUUGUAUCGCAAGUACAUUUUUCGACACUCUCCCCUCAUGGAAAGCCCGUUGGAACUUGAAUACGGCAUAGUCCUCAACUAUAAGCAUGGCGUCAAGGUUCAAGCCAUCAAGCGUAAAUGAAACGUUCCAACAUCUCUAAUUAUACUAUGAGAUACAAGAGAUGAGGAAUCGUGAGAGCUCAACCUUAUGCUAGUUUGCAAAGCGGACCUCAAUCCAGUCCCAUCUGUGAAACAGAACUCGAAUACAUGCUUUAACGUGCACUAUCUCAAAUGCUACUUCGCAUGUCAAAAUAGAAAUAUUGCUUGUAACUCCAUUUUAUGACAUAAAAAGGGUGUGGGCCACUGAGUAAACGUUUUGAUUUCUAUAAAUUAUACAUAGUCGCACAGUCAAGAUGUGAUCAACUUAUCUCAGUAAAGGUUCUGGUUUCUAUCAAA